UGGGAAGAGGCCCCUGAGUUUGGGACUUGCUUUAUUGGGAAUAUUAAAGGGAGAGAGAAAGACAGACAGAGAGGAAAGGAGGGGAGGAAAGGCGAAAAGAAUGGAAGGGAAGGAAAGGGAAAGAAGAGAAGAGAUGAAAGAGGAAGGGAAGAGACAAUAGACAGCGUAAUGGAUUGAAUUGUGUCCCUCCCAGAUAUGUGUCAACUUGGUUAGGCCAUGUGUGGUUGUCCUCCAUUUUGUAAUUUUCCUGUCUGUUAUAAAUCAUAACCUCUGCCUGUGGUUAAAGAGGAUUAGGGUGGGAUGUAACACCCUCGCUCAGGUCAAGUCUCUGACCUAAUGUAAAGGGAGUUUCCCUGGGGUGUGGCCUAUACCACCUUUUAUCUUUUAAGAGAUAAAAGGAAAGGGAAACUAGCAGGGAAUUGGGGACCUCAUACAACCAAAAAAGCAGCACCAGUAGCAGAGCACGUCCUUUAGAACCGAGGUUCCUGCGCUGAGGUGCUCACAGACCAAAGGAAGACUGAUGACAAGGACCUUCCUCCAGAGCCAACAGAGAAAGCCUUCACCUGGAGCUGGUGCCCUGAAUUUGGACUUCUAGUCUACUGGACUGUGAGAGACUAAAUGUCUCUUUGUUACAGCUGUCCCCUUGUGGUAUUUCUGUUACAGCAGCACUAGAUGACUAAGACAGAUGGUUACCUUUUUAAAAUAAAUUAGAGAGAGAGGGAAGAGAAGAGAAGAGAGAGAAAGGGAAGAGAAAAGAGAGAGGGGGAAGAAGAAGAGAGAGGAAGGAACAGAGGUGCAAGCUCAUUUAUUGGGUGCAAUGAAAGAAGCUGAUAAAAGACAGGAGCCUGAUGUUGACUGGGAAAGAAAGAAGAGCGAGGAAGAGUCACACACAGUGACAACCCAACCAGAGCAACUUCUGUCUACCGUGGAGAAAGGGAACAGUAGGGGUUUUCCACACUGUCCUUACUGGUGCGAGCAACUCAGCAGAAAGGCCAGUGAUGCUCUGGUAGCGUUGAGCAAUGCUGGCUCCGCCCUUCUCUCCUCAUACCCUCUGGUAUUAAAAACCUGAGGGGAGAAGAGAAGGUUCCCCUUCAAACCUCGCAGCCACAGCACAAUGUGGGGCUUCAGUCUGCUUCUCUUCUGGGGUAGUCUGGGCUGGAAAUGGGGUACAGGGAAAAGUGAGGGCUAUAAGAUCCAUGACUGGCAGGCUUCAUCAGAAGGACCAGGGUAUUCUGAUUCGUACAGCUGGGAAGUAGCCACAGAGUCCACACUGGCACCAAAAAUAGAUGAUGUGAACGAGUGUGCCGACGUUACCGCGUGCCCAGCUCACGCCACCUGUACAGACACCUGGGACAGGUACUACUGCACUUGCAAACAGGGCUUCCUGCCCAGCAACGGACAAACCAACUUCACGGGCCCAGGGGUGGACUGUAGAGAUGUGGACGAAUGUGCCAAUCCCAGAGCUUGUCCAGAGCAUGCGAUUUGCAGCAACAGUUUCGGAAGCUACUCUUGUUUCUGCAAGCCGGGCUUUGAAUCCAGUAGUGGGAACCUGACUUUACAGGGCUUUGGAGAGAGGUGUGAAGAUGUGGAUGAAUGUUCCAGGAACUCCACUGUUUGUGGGUCCAGUUCCAACUGUGCCAACUUGCCGGGCUCUUACAUUUGCUACUGCUUACCUGGAUUCUAUGAAGAAUAUAACCUCGAUUUGGAUGUUUUCCAAUGUACAGAUAUUGACGAGUGCAUUGACAUGUGUGGCUUCAACUCAACAUGCACCAACACUCCUGGGAGCUUCUUUUGCACCUGCCAGCCUGGCUUUGUGCCAAGAAAUGGAGAGCAGAGCUUCACAGACCAAGAGGUGGAAUGUAUAGACAUUGAUGAGUGUUUCCAAGAUCCAUCACCAUGUGGCCCCAAUUCUGUCUGCACCAAUGCCCUGGGAUCCUACAGCUGUAGCUGCAUGGCGGGCUUUCGUCCCAACCCAGAAGGCUCCUGGAAAGAUGGCAAUUUCAGCUGCAAAAGGAUUCCCUUCAAGUGUAAAGAAGAUGUUAUACCUGACAAUGAACGGGUACAGCAAUGCCAAGGCACAGCAGCAAUGGAGCCUGAAUCUGCGUCCUUCUGUGCACUCAUGGACACCACCUUCAGCGCUCUGGAUGAUGCCUGCAAAAACAAAACCACCGCUGUUUCUCUGGAGAGAAUGGUUGAGAGCUUCACUGCUGUGCUUGAACAACGAACCGUGUGGUCCAACUUCACCAAGGAGGAGAAGGCCGUGCUGGCCACGGUUGUGCUGGAGAGUGUGGAGAGGACGGUGCUGGCAGCUUUCCUGAAACCCUCACAGAACGGCAGUCAGACUGUUCAGACUGAAGCCUUAGACAUUGAGAGCAAAGUUAUCAAAGAAGAAUGCAUUGAAGAGAAUGUCGUCUUUCACUUGAAAGCCAAAGGGGAUGAGAUGAGGAUCGGAUGUUCCACCAUUGAGGAAUCUGAAUCCACAGGCACCACUGGGGUGGCUUUUGUCUCCUUUGCGGGCAUGGAGUCUGUUUUAGAUGAAAGCUACUUCCAAGACCUCCAGGACUCCUUGGCCAACUCCAAGAGGAAGCUGAAGAUGAAUUCUCGAAUUGUUGGGGGCAUCAUGACUGGGGAGAAGAAAGAUGGCUUCUCAGAGCCAAUCAUGUACACUCUGGAGAAUAUCCAGCCAAAGCAGAAGUUUGAUAAGCCUAUAUGUGUUUCCUGGAGCACGGAGGUGGAGGGCGGGAGGUGGACACCCUCUGGCUGUGUGGUCCUUGAAGCUUCCGAGAUGCGUACCGUCUGCAGCUGUAAUCAGGUGUCGAACCUGGCCAUCAUCAUGGCUUCCGGGGAGCUCACGAUGGAGUUUUCCUUGUACGUGAUUAGCCACGUGGGCAUAGUCAUCUCCCUGGUGUGCCUCGCCUUGGCCAUCGCCACAUUCCUGCUGUGUCGUGCCAUCCGUAACCACAACACCUACCUCCACCUGCACCUCUGUGUGUGCCUGUUCCUGGCCAAGACGCUCUUCCUCACCGGUGUAGACAAGACUGACAACCAGACUGGCUGUGCCAUCAUCGCAGGCAUCCUGCACUACCUUUUCCUUGCCUGCUUCUUCUGGAUGCUGGUGGAAGCUGUGAUGCUCUUCCUGAUGGUCAGGAACCUGAAGGUGGUGAAUUACUUCAGCUCUCGCAACAUCAAGAUGCUGCACCUCUGUGCCUUUGGCUACGGGCUCCCAGCACUGGUGGUGGUUAUUUCUGCCAGUGCACAGCCACAGGGCUACGGGAUGCAUAAUCGAUGCUGGCUGAAUACAGAGACGGGGUUCAUCUGGAGUUUUUUGGGGCCAGUUUGUACAGUCAUAUUGAUCAACACCGUCCUCCUCACCUGGACGCUGUGGAUCCUGAGGCAGAAGCUUUCCAGUGUCAAUGCUGAAAUCUCGACGCUCAAAGACACCAGGUUACUGACAUUCAAGGCGUUCGCUCAACUCUUCAUCUUGGGUUGCUCCUGGGUGUUGGGCAUAUUCCAGAUUGGACCCAUAGCCAGCUUCAUGGCCUACCUCUUCACCGUCAUCAACAGCCUGCAGGGAGUCUUCAUUUUCCUCAUCCACUGUCUGCUCAGCCGCCAGGUGCGAGAAGAAUACAGGAGGUGGAUCACCAGGAAGACUAAGCCCAGCUCUGAGUCCCAGACCUCAGGGAUCUUAUUGUCGUCCAACCCCUCCACUUCCAAAAUGGAGACUCUGGAGAAGCUGUCAGAGUUUGUACAGAAAAAAGACACCAAAGACACUGUGUGCACCCAACCACAGCCGCCAGCUGACCUUGCUGCUGUUCCUUGACUAAAGACAGAUGAAUGAUCUGCUGAUCGAUGGAGCCCCUUCUGGUCACGUGUGGACUGGACUCGUGCCACCGUGUAUAUCUCUUCCCUGUGAUGUGUUGACUCCUUCCCUAUUUUGGUCUCUAGCUCCCUAGAAAGAAUGGGACACAUGGAGAAUUCUUAAAACCAGCAUCCUGUAGCAGAUCAUGAGCCAUUACCUGCUCAAGGGAUGGUUUUGUUUUUGGUAUCUCAUUUUUUUAUUGUUGUUCAAAGUAUAAACAGUAAAACAAAACAUACGCCAACUCAACAAUUUCUACAAGCACAAUUUCGGUGAUAUUGGUUACAUUCUUCCAACUGUACAACCAUUGUCACCCCCCUCUACGAAAUUGUUCCUUCUCAAUUAACAUAAACUCACUGCCACCUCAGCUUCCUACCUGACCUUUCCAGUUGCUGUGGUCAACUUGAUCCCACAGACAUAAUUCUUCCAAAGAGCACAAUGUUCGAGGCAGACAUUAUUUACUAAAUAAGCUAAGUUAGUUUUUUGAUUUGAAGAGGACUUCAGGAGAUAUUUUUAGGGUUUAAGGAUUAUUUCAGGGAAAAAAUUUCAGGGAUUGUCCAGCCUCAAAGGCUCCAGAAAGUCUGGGUUCCUUAAGAAUUUGAAAUUGUUCUACAUUUUCCCACUUUGAUCAGGAUUCUUCUAUAGAAUCUUUGAUCAAAACAUUCAAUUAUGUUAGCAGAGCACCAUCCACUUUCUUCUGGUCUCAUGGCAAAGGAGGCAGUUGAUGGAGGCGAUUAGUCACACAUGCCAUUUCCUCCGUCUGUUCCUGACUCUUCCUUCUCAGCUGCUUCAGGUGAAUAGAGACCAAUAGUUGUGCCUUGGAUGGCUUACAAGCUUUUAAGACCCCAGGCACUAUGCAAGGAGCCAGGAGGUAGAACAGAAGCACUAAAAACGACGUUAGGUCAAUUACCCAGGAUGUCCCAAGGGGUGCUUUUUAAUAAUGUGGGAAAUGGGGUUGAGUUUCUGACCCCUUGGCUAACACCUGGGUUUAGUUCACAGCACCCUCUCUUGCCUCCCCCUCUCCCCAUUCCUCUCCCUGACUUGUAUGGUGUUACAUUUUAUGCCCCCAAAGACUUUUCAUAACUCAACGUUUGCCUAACUCAGUAUUCUCCAUAUGGACAAAUAUUAAAAGGGACGGUUGUAUUCUUGGAACACGAAAAUACACCAUCACUCAUGCUUAGGGACACAUCGUGGAUGGGAGGGUGCUUGUAGCCAGGUGACUAGCACUUUUCCCAUUUUUUUUGCCUGAUGACAUGUUCAAACCUAAAUGUAAGCCUAGGUUAAAGAUAGUUUUCUUUUCUUGAGUAUUUCCAGCAAAAAUGCUCCAAACAACAUGGCGUAUCACAGUGGUGGUUUGGCCUUAUUUGUUUUAUCACUUUCUUGUCCAAAGUUACUGAUUUUUUGGUGUGUUUCUCAGCACUGCAGUUAACAAAUGCGUGGUUGACUUUUUAAAAAAUAUUUCAAAUUCUAAUGACAGUAAAUGUUAAAAUUGCAGUCCCUGGAUGGUGGAAACAGGGAACAGUCUCAGCUACUAACCAAAAGGUUGGAGGCUCAAGUCCACCCAGAGGGGCCUUGGAAGAAAGGCCUGGCAAUCUUCUUCUGAAAAUUCAGCCUAUAGAGAACAGUUCUGCUCUGACACACAUGGGGUCGCCAUGAGUCAGAAUCGACUCGAUGGCAAAUGGAUGGGGAAUCCAGUAUCAGGGAAUAAGCAGAGUAGACUUCCUGAGAGAAGCAGAAUAGGAUACCAUAGAAGACACAGGUCUUGGGGUCAACAUAUCGGAAUAUCCAGUCCCACACCUACAGAACUCGUGCUGUGUGACUUUGAGCUAGUGGCUUCACAUCUCUGAGCUUCAGUUUCAUGAUCUACUAAAUAGAGCUGAUAACUUAAUGGGUAAUCUCCAUUUUCCUUCAAGAGCCACACUUCCCCUUCUCCACCCUGAACUGUGCCCCAGAAAGCUGGUCUGGGUGGAGCAGAACUCCAGAAGGUGUUCGGGUGGGUAUGGCCAAUGGAGUGUGAUGGCAGGAGAUUGGAAGAAGGAAGGAAAGUGAGGUGGGGAUAUUUCUUUCCGCAGCUCCCCCCUUGUGAGGCCAUGGGUUGGUUGUAUUUCUCUAUCCAAAGGCUUCUACACCUUUCUCCAGGUCUUUGUAACCUCUGUCUCCCUUUGCCUCUCACAGGCCUGGAGGUUGUUAUCAGCUCUCCACAUUGCUACCUCUCGGGUGCAACAUUAUCCCUCGUUGCUUUCCCCUAAACUUGCCGCCACCUUUGUAAUAAACACUUCAAGAAACUCGCCUCAUUCCUCCAUUUGAGUGUGCCUCUGUUUCCUGGCAGGACUCUGAUACAAUAACAAUAACUACCCCAUAGAGAGGGAGCCCUGGGAGCAGAAUGGUUCAGCACUAGGCUGCUAACUGAAAGGUCAGUGAUUGGAACUGCCCCCCUCAAUGAUUCCAGGGGAGAAAGACUGGACAAUCUGCUCCCAUAAAGAUCAAACUCUAGAAAAUCCUAUGGAGCAUUUCUACUGUCUCACAUAGGGUCACUAUGAGUUGGAACCCAGUCGACGGUACACAACAGCACCCCAUAGAGUUAAUUGUGAAGAUUAAGUGGUACAACGCAUGUGAGUGACUGGCUUGGUCACUGGAACAUAAUAAACACCCAGAACACUCGUCUGACGAUUUGUUUACUGUAAUGGUUUAUGUUUUGCUGUGACGCUGGAAGCUAUACCACCGGUAUUUCAAAUACCAGCAGGGUCACCCUUGAUGGACAGGUUUCAGCAGAGCUUCCAGACUAAGGCAGACUAGGAAAAAGUGCCUGGGGACCUCCUCCCAAAAAUCAGAGAAAGAAAACUCUGUGGAUCACAACAGAACGUUGUCCAGUAGGGAUCACAACAGAACGUUGUCCAGUAUGGAUCACAACAGAACGAUGUCCAAUAGGGUGCCAGAAAACGAGGCCCCCAGGUUGGAAGUUUGCAACAAUGGACUCAAACAUACCAAUGAUCAUGUUGCUGGUGCGGGCUCAGGCAAUGUUUUGUUCUGUUUUACUGGCAACAACAAAUAUAAAACCAUUCCCAUCGACUCAGCCCGGCUCCUGAUGACCCCAUGUCUUACAGAGUAGAGCUGUUCCAUAAAGUUUUCUUGACUGUAAACUCCACAGAAGCAGAUCGUUAGGGUUUCUUCUGUGAUGUCACUGAGUGUGUUCCAACUAUUCCAAACUUUAGGUUGGCAGCCGAGCACAGACUGAGAAAUAAGAAAGCCCAAUAUUCCUAUGUUUGUUUGCUACAGGCAGGGGGAGGGUCAGGGUCAGGGUAAGUGUUAGUGUGGGGGUUACGGUUGGGGUUAGUGUUAAGGUUAUGGUUAGAAAACUGGGUCCUCGGUAAUCUUUCAACGGCAGAGAGUCGAUGAAAAGGGGAAGGAAAACAACGUCCCCCUGAACAGACCAAGUCGUAAAAGUCAGAAAUCUGGAACUGAAAUGCCCAUAUUUCAUUUUUGUUGGUUACCCUUCCCCCAUCGGCUUUCCCAGUGAGCUGCGCGUGUUAAUAGUCAUUAUUUCACUCUCCAGUUUUGAUGCGGUUUGCCCUUUAAAUUUUUUUUCCCAAAGAAGUACUGACUUCACGGUUGCACGCUUGGCUCCUCAACGUUAGCAGCGUUCUACCUUCCUGGUCCUAACCUGGCUCCAUGUGACAUUAAGUGACAGAACAUUCCAUGAGGGGGUGAUGAACUGCUGCUGGUGACCACAGCUUUUUGUGUUCGUGCCACUGUGUUUUAUUAGAUCUUGUGCUGAACUAUGGAACUCACACCCACAAAUAGUGGCUCUUUUGAAACCCCCGAGACUCCUUGAGAAAUAGGAAAUGUGAGGCUCUGUAGUUCCUCCUCUGUUAUCAGUGAGAAUUUGGGGAACUACGGCUAAGACCACGGCUGCUUUCCUGUAGUGAGCGUUAAACAUCUUCCAUUCUUUGGUUACAGAAAAAUUAGAGUCUAACUUGAUUCAACUGGAGGUGGUGCUGGGCUGGUGUGAGGGUCAUCUCCCCAAAGUGGCCCAUAUGGAUUUCUAAGGGGACAUUCAAAUGGGCAUAGACAAUAUUUUUAUUGUUUGACUUUGCUUUUAGAGACAAGGUUUAAUUUCUUUAGAAAUAAACACAUUUAAAGCAGUGGUUCUCAGCCCGGGGUGAGUUUGCUCCCAGGGGAUAUUUGGCAAUGAAUGGUUAAUGGACUCAGCUGCUAAACGAAAGGAUGGAGGUUCAGGUCCACCCAGAGGUACCUCAAAAGGAAGGCCUAGUGGUCUAUGUCUGAAAUAUCAGCCACUGAAAACCCUGUGGAGCAAAGUUCCACUCGGACACAUUUGGGGUAGCAGUGAGUUGAAGUCAACAUGAAGGCAACUGCUUUGAUUUUCUUUUUUUUGCUGGGGGGGGAGACAUUUUUAAUUGUCCUGAUUUGGGGUAGGGGCGCUACUGAUAUCUAGUGUGGAGGCCAGGGAUGCUGCUCAACACCCUACAAUGCACAAGGCAGCCCCGCACCACAGAGCAUGGUCCAGACCCAUAUAUCCAUAGUGAUGAGGCUGAGAAAUCCUCAUUUAAAGGAAACCAUGAUUUUUGUUUUCCUUCAAAUUAAAAUGGGUCACGGCUAAACAGGUGAGAAAUCGAAUAAGAAAGAAGCUUCCCAGGUAAGUUCAUCUACAGAAAACUCCGUAUCUCCAGGAAAUUCUUAACCAUUGACUUGUUCUUGUUAGGCGCCAUCGGGUUGAUUCCCACUCAUAGGGAUCCUAGGUACAAGAGAACCAACACUGCCCGGUCCUACGCCACCCUCACAAUCAUUGUAAUGCUUAAGCCCAUGGUUGCAGCCACUGUGUGUCAAUUCAUCUCACUGAGGGUCUUUCUCUUCUUCACUGAUCCCCUACUUCAUCAAGAACGAUGUCCUUCUCCAGGGACUGAUCCCUUCUGACAACAUGUCCAAAUUAUGUGACACAUAGUCUCGCCAUCCUUGCUUCUAAGGAGCACGCUGGCUGACCUUCUUUCAAGACAGAUUUGUUUUUACUUCUGGCAGUCCAUGGUACCUUCAAUAUUCUUUUCCAACACCACAAUUCAAAAACGUCAAUUCUUCUUCUGUCUUCCUUAUUCAUCGUCAAGCUUUCACACGCAUAGGAGGCAAUUGAAAACACCAUGGCACGGGUCAGGCGCACCUUAGUCUUCAAGGUGAUACCUGUGCUUUUCAACAGUUUCAAGAGGUCUAUUCGAGGCAGAUUUGCCCAGUGCAAUGUGUCUUUUGAUUUCUUGACUGCUGCUUCCAUGGGGAUUGAUUGUGGAUCCAAAUAAAAUUAAAUCCUGAACAACUUCAGUCUUUUCCCCAUUUAUCAUGAUGUUGCUUAUCAGUCCAGUUGUGAGGAUUUCUGUUUCCCUUAUGUUGAGGCAUAAUCCAUAUUGAUAGCUGUGGCCUUUGAUCUUCAUCAGUAAGUACUUCAAGUCCUCUUCACUUUCAGCAAGCAAGGUUGUUAACGAGUCUUCCUCCAAUCCUGAUGCCUCAUUCUUCUUCGUAUAGGCGAGCCUCUUGGAUUAGUUGCCCAGCAUGCAGAUCGAAUAGGUAGGGCGAGAGGAUAGAACGCUGACACACAACUUUCCUGUCUUUAAACCACACAGUAUUCCCUUGUUCUCUUCAAACCGCUGCCCCUUGGUCUAUGUACAGGUUCGUCAUGAGCACAAUUAAGUGUUCCAGAAUUCCUAUUCUUCACCAUGUUUUCCAUAGUUUGUUAUGAUCCACACAGUUGAAUGCCUUUGCAUAGUCGAUAAACCACAGGUAAACAUCUUU
Molecule: messenger RNA, 9649 nt
Organism: Loxodonta africana (African savanna elephant)
Lineage: Eukaryota; Metazoa; Chordata; Mammalia; Proboscidea; Elephantidae
Gene: ADGRE1
Product: adhesion G protein-coupled receptor E1
Exons: 20
Coding region: 1115-3820 (901 amino acids)
Biological process (GO): cell surface receptor signaling pathway; adenylate cyclase-activating G protein-coupled receptor signaling pathway
Cellular component (GO): plasma membrane
Molecular function (GO): calcium ion binding; G protein-coupled receptor activity
Source: RefSeq, a predicted model, not a curated record